AUGAAAGAGUUGAGCCGGGGGGAAUGCGUAGAUCUCAUAUCCUCGUGCACGACACUUCCGGAUGCCAAGAUCAUCCACGCGCGAGUGGCGCGCAGCCCGCGCAUGAUCGAUUCGGGCCUCUUCCUCUCCAAUCUCCUCAUCCAGAUGUAUGGCCGGUGUGGCAGCACCGCCCACUCCCGCCGCGUCUUCGACGCCCUGGACGUGAAGAACGUCUUCUCCUACAAUCUCUUGCUCACCGCCUACGCCCGCAACGACCAGAUCGACGACGCCAUCGCCCUCUUCGAUCGCAUCCCCGACAAGAACCUGGCCUCCUGGAACGCGAUGCUCGCCUCAUACGCACGGAUCGGCCGGAUCGGCGACGCGCAGAGGAUCUUCGACGCGAUGCCGGCCAGGAACACGAUCUCCUGGACGGCGAUGCUGUCCGCCUACGCGCAGAUCGGCGAGACGCGCCUCGCCGCUGCGAUCUUCCGCGCGAUGCCGGAUCCGAGCCUCGUUUCCUGGAGCGCUAUGCUGGUUGCGUGCGUUGACGCCGUGGAUUUGGAGGGCGCGAUGGCGCUGUUCCUGGAGAUGCCGCUGCACGAUCUGGUGGCGUGGACGACGCUUCUGGUGGGAUUUGCCGAUAACGGGCAUCUAGACAGCGCCAAGCGCGCGUUUGAUUCCAUGCCGGAGUGGAACAUGGUAGCGUCGACCGCGAUGAUUGUCAUCUUCUCUCAGAAGGGAUUCCUCGAAGAAGCGAUUUCUAUCUUUCGAUCGAUGCUCUACAGGGAUCUAGUCGCGCUGACAGCGAUGAUUGUAGCAUUUGCUCAGAACGGGCAUUUGCUACAAGCUCAGAAAAUAUUUGACAGUAUGCCAGAUCGAAGCAUCGUUUCCUGGACGGCGAUGUUGGCAUGCUACUCACAGCUGGGGAGGAUCAACCAAGCUAAAGAGAUCUUUGAAGAGAUGCCAGAGAGGAAUCGCGUGGCUUGGAACACCAUGCUUGCGGCAAAUGCCCAGGAAGGAGAUGUAGAGAGUGUGGAGCUCCUUCUCUCGCGAAUGCCCGAGUGGGAUCUAGUCUCCUGGACAGCGCUGGUCGUGGCGCUAGCGCACAGAGGCGAGCUUGAUCACGCCAGGAUCGUUUCCAAGCGCGUGAGCGACCUCGAUCUCCGCCUCUCCAACGCGAUCAUGGCAGCAAGCGCGCUCGAUCACGGCGAGCGCGUCUUCCAAUCGAUGCUCCACCGCGACAUCUCGUCCUGGAACUCGAUGCUCAGCGCCUACGCGCGCUCGGGCCGCAUCGACGAGGCGCGCUGGAUCUUCGAUUCCAUGCCGCAGCACGACGUCGUCUCGUGGAACGCGCUCCUCGCAGCGUACGCCCAGGCGGGUGAUCUCGAUCACGCCGCGAAGAUCUUCUCGUGGGCGAUGCCGGAGAGAGAUCUCGUCUCCUGGACAGCGAUGGCCGCCGCCUAUGCCCACGCCGGCUUCCCCGACCGCGCGUCCGCGAUCUUCGACGCCAUGCCGGAGAGGAAUCGCGUCUCGUGGGGCGUGGCGCUGGCGGCGCAAGCCCAGCGCGGCGCCGCCCGCGAGGCGGUGGAGAUCUUCCAGAGGAUGCAAGCCGAGGGGAUCGGGGCGGACGAGAUCUCCUUCGAUUGCUUGCUGCUGGGAUCCAGCCACGCCGGGAGAUUGCGCGAGGGCUGCCACUACUUUCGAUCCAUGGGGUUGGAUUUUGGGAUGGCCCCCAGCAAGCAGCAUUUCCAGUGCGUGGUGAGCUUGCUGGGGCGGGGCGGCCACGCGGACGACGCGCGGAGCUUGGUCUCGGCCAUGCCGUACGUCCCCGACAUUGUGGACUGGCGGUCGCUGCUGUCGGCGACCGGGGGACAGGGACUUUGCGUUGACGCUUGGAAGUUGGAUAGAGUACUAUUCAGCAAGGCAUCGAGAACGGUGGCAGCUGAUAUGUGGAUACUCUUCUCCCAAGGAGGAAGACUUAGUCCGAAGGCUGAGGAUGUUCAUAUGGAGGGGCAUAUCAUCAUGGACAGGGGAGCCAAGCUGAAUCCAUUGUUAGCUUACUUGCUUGAGGAGCAGACUAUGGCACUACUCAACUGUGCAAGGGAGUUGGUGAUUGAGUGCGAAAGGGACUUCCUGGUCCAUCUCUUCAAGCGUGGAUCUCGAGGACGAGCCUGUCAUUUUCAUGGUGACGAUGAUGAUGGAGUUCUAACAAUGCUGACCCAAAAACAACAAGAUUGA
Molecule: messenger RNA, 2217 nt
Organism: Selaginella moellendorffii
Lineage: Eukaryota; Viridiplantae; Streptophyta; Lycopodiopsida; Selaginellales; Selaginellaceae
Product: pentatricopeptide repeat-containing protein At4g02750
Exons: 4
Coding region: 1-2217 (738 amino acids)
Biological process (GO): RNA modification
Molecular function (GO): RNA binding; protein binding
Source: RefSeq, a predicted model, not a curated record